AUGGCAAGCCAACCGCCCCCGAAGGCUUAUGCCUUCGAUGUUGUGGUCCCUGAGGGGAAAAGUCCAGAAGACGUCGUCGACGCGACGGUUUCGAUAGUAUCCUUGGAGGAAGUUUAUUGCGUCCAACACUUCGGCGGACGCAACUAUCAAGUCACCCUGAAGAGCGAAGCCGCCAUGGCUAAAAUUGUCGACGCUGCCAGCCUCGUCAUCGGGGAUGAACGCGUCUCCAUCGUUCCCCUGAGCCCGCAAGUCACGCAAGUGACUGUCAUGUUUCUACCAUGCCGCGUUUCCAGCGAAACGCUGGCUCAAGCGCUGUCGCCGUACGGCAAAGUACUACACAUCAACCGAGGUGUUAUGGGCUCGCGUCCCACUGUCACCAAUGGAACGCGCUACGUCCGUAUUGAGAUGAAGCCCGGCUCACCAGUCCCCAACUACCUGAAAGUGGCAGGCCACCGCGUCGCCUGCGACUACAAAGGUAUGCAGCGCGUCUGUCGGCGUUGUGGGUCUUCGGGCCAUUUCCGUGUGCAGUGCACGGCGCCCUUCUGCGCAAGGUGCGGCAUCUAUGGCCAUAUCGGUAAGGGCUGCAUUUUACCGUGUCGCCGCUGCGGGGAUCCACAUGCAACAGUCGCCUGCUCCCUGCGGCGAACCUACUCGGAGGCGGCGUCGAUGAACUUCCCGCCGCUCCAGUCGAGUACUCACGCACCUGAUCCACCGACUAAUUCGCCAGCCGCGUUGAUUCCCGCCCAGGAAGAUGCGCUACAAGCGGCACCAGCUGAAACGCCGACAACGUCCUCCGCGAGCCCCGAACCGGAGAACUGCGAGAGCAUUCCGGAGCCGGUCAUACCUCUGUGCUCCCAGGAGAUAGCCGGAGAACACCGAGUCGAACCCCUAACUUCGCGAGCACCCACAGAGGACAACGCUCCAGAGGCUGUGUUGUCGCCUUGUCUGUCAGUAGACUCGGCGGCGUGCAGCCUUGUGAUCGAUGAGAUGCCUGGUGAGGAUGACGACACGGCGUCUCUGGACGACGCAUCUACCAGUUCCUCGAGUGCGUCGUCGUCUACAAGAAUUGAAGACGACGGUACUGCUAGUGACGUGAACGGCAGCAGCCCGGACAUUUUCGUGCCACCCUCCCUCCGCACCACUGGCACGAAAAGGCACCGCGGCUCAACCACCGACUCGGACAUUUCGUCGCCUGACAGGAGCCCAUUGAGGGCUUCCUCUCUACCCCGGAAGCCUCGCGCUUCUGCCGGUGUGCAAAGCAGGGCGAACUCGUUUUUUUGGGCGGGUGGCACUGAGCUUUUGGCACGACCGGCGUUAGCCCAGCCCCGUGAUCGCGGCGGCUUAUCCUUCCCGAAUGUUUCAGUAACAGCCUCCGUACUAUUACUGCGGACUUUAUUGCGGACCCUGGCCAAUGAUGGCUCCCCCGCGCAGACCCUUGCAAGGUACUUCCUUGGCACCUCACUGCGGGUUUUUCUGCCUACGAGCCCCGUGAAUCGUGGACCGCAGUCGGCGGAAGCUCCUGCAGUGUACAGGACAAGCGUAGCCUUCCGCAGGCACCUGUCAGCCACGUGUCCGGACGUCGACCCCUGCUCUGACAGGGUUGUAGAAAUAAUGGGCGCUGUCCUUAUUCUCUUGGUGCCCCCUGACCGAAGUCCCAUAGCGCAUCGUCUUCAGUGGAAGCGCAUUGCCACGGCUACGCUGCCUGGCCACCUUCGCGAUUUUAUUUGGAAACUCGGCUGGGGACUGCUCCCAACCCGGGAUAGGUUAGAACGCUGGGGCGUGGUGCGUGUCUCCACAUGUCCAAACUGCACGUCGGUGGAGACAAACAGACACGCAACAUUCGAGUGCGUUGUCGCACGCGUAUUUUGGCGCGCCGUCCAUGCGGGGUUUCGAGGCCAGGGCGUCCGGGAUUUUGUAUCGAGUGGAAGGUUUCCGCGCGGGCGUUUCGCCGGCCUUCUUCUCGUGGCAGCCCUGUUCAGUCUUUGGCGAAACCGCUGUGAAGCUGUGGCAGGAAACUGUCGCCGAAGAGCACUGUGGCCUAUAAUGGGCCGCUUGAGGCGAGAGGUGCUCGCUUUCCUCGCGGACGAACUGUUCUUCCUCGGGGAACGGGAGUUUCUCCGCCACUGGUCGUGCCCGUUUGUUUAUGUUCGAAACGACCGAGUACAGCUAGUCUUCCUAUCUGUUCUUUUCGGCACCUGGGACCUUCCUUGGUCCCAAGUGUGCCCGCUCGAGCGUCGACAAGUCCUGCUCCCUGGACCUGGACCGGACCCUGGACCUGCCUGGCUCGGUUUUGCACCACCUCCGGGACCUGGCCGAGGACCAUUCCUGCACUGUCUUCGGGACUGCCCACUUGGACCCGGACCCGGCUCGCAGUUGCACCACCUCCAGGACCGGCCCUCCUGGAUCGCGCCCUGGCCCCAGGCGGCACUACGUCCAGGACCGGCCCACUUGGAUCUGGCCCUGGCUCACGGGAGCACCAUCUCCAGGUUCGUCCCGCGUGAGCUGUCCCUGGGCUCCACUGGUCUGGAGCCGGUCUUCCUUGGGUUGCUGCUGGGACACCAUCAGCGACCCGGCGGACAACUGAUGAUCCCGGCACCUGCAAGGACCUCUUCGCGGCCACCUGCAAGCACCGGGGACUACCGAGGCACCAGCAGCUCCUGCUGA
Molecule: messenger RNA, 2664 nt
Organism: Dermacentor albipictus
Lineage: Eukaryota; Metazoa; Arthropoda; Arachnida; Ixodida; Ixodidae
Source: RefSeq, a predicted model, not a curated record